AUGCCCGGUCCUGUCCCGUCGCUGCGCCCUCUAGCGGAGAACAACUUCAGCCCGAUAUACAAACUUUUGGAGACAAGCCUCUUGGUUGUCAAGGCGACCGUAGAAAGAGCCAGGCGCCGACUUCUUUUCAUCCUAAACCCAAACAAAGGCUCCUGUUGUCUCUCCACAAUGCACGAAUGGGAGUUGCCAGAUUACGAGCCCUCACUUCCUGUUUCGGAGAAGUCGAACCCGCUGACGCGGGACAUUGACCGGGCUCCAGCCGACGGCAUUGUGAGGAUGUUGCAGAGCUGCGAUGCUGAGAUGUUUCGCGGAGAAACAGGAAGCACUUACCAGAUGCUCCUGGGUGACCAAAUGGUGAAAACCAUGAUGGAGUUAGCUGGGAAAGUGGAGCUCAUCCUCAAGGAACCACAGGACAGCAUUAUUGUUCUAAGUGGCUGUGGGACCUCAGGCCGACUGGCUUUCCUUGUGGCGUCGAGCUUCAACAGAGCACUCAAAGAGAUGCGCCACAGUGAGGUCUACUCAUACAUCAUUGCAGGAGGAGACAGAGCGCUGUUUUCCUCCCAAGAGGCUCCAGAAGACGACCCACAACUGGGCAUGCUCAGUCUGAAAAAGGUGUGUGAGGGGAAGAAGAGAGUCUUGUUCAUCGGUAUCUCCUGUGGCUUGUCGGCUCCGUUUGUGGCAGGACAGUUGGACUUCUGCCUCCAGCACCCGGACGUCUACACUCCUGUUCUGCUUGGUUUUAACCCUGCACAUCAGGCACGGAAUGAACUCAUACCAGGCUGCACAUUCACAUUUCUCAGCGUGGUCCAAAGAAUGCAGGCUCUUGCCAAAAGUGGGAAGUCCUUCCUCAUCAACCCAUCAGUUGGUCCGGAGGCCAUCAGUGGCUCUUCCAGGAUGAAAGGAGGAAGUGCGACUAAGAUGCUGCUGGAGGUCAUCCUGUGUGCCGCUCACGCUGCCGCUUUCUCACGUGCGUCCAUCACACACCAGGGCGUCCUGCAGCACCUGAGAGCCUAUGAGCAAACAGUGGAGGUCACAUACUCUCACCGUGACGCCGUCGCUGCUUUGGUGGCAGCAGCUGGGAAGAGUUUGCUGUGUGGGAAACGCGUGUGUUACCUGGGCUGGGGGAGCCUGGCUGUGCUGGCUCUCAUUGAUGCCAGUGAGUGUGAACCUACAUUUGGAGCAGCCUAUGAGGACAUCCAAGCGUUCAGAAGUGGAGGAUACAGAGGGCUGGACAACAACGAAGGCUCCUUGGCUUGGCAGGGAGCCCAGUUUGGCAUCGCGCAUGAAGAUUUUGUGCGUGGCGUCCUGCCCACGCUUGAUGACCAAGACACAGUCGUUCUCGUCUACGCACAGUCUGAUGACGUCAAGGAAGUGGCCGACGUGGCCCGCAAAGUGAGGCAGAAGAUGUCCAACCUCCAUGCGGUUCACCACCGGGCUGACGGAGACGAUCACACGUCACAGGAUGAAAUAAAGGGAUUGUGUGUUUCCACAUUAACAAUUUCUUGGCCAUCACCUUCUUCAGGAAAUCUACUGCAUAUGUGGGAGCUGUCCACCAAGCUGCUGCUGAAUGCUGUGAGCACGGGGGCGCACGUCUUAAAGGGGAAGAUUUACCAGAACCACAUGAUGGACGUGCAGGUCACAAACAGCAAACUUUACCGCCGAGCCACACGCUUGAUCCAGAAACUGUCGUCUCAUCCUGAGUGUCGCUGCCAGGAGGCUCUCCUUAAGGCCAUCUACCAGGUGGACCUGCUGACUCAGGACAUGACAGGUGGGCAGGUGAGCGCCCACACAGCCGCUGGAAGGCAAAGGAAAAAGGUGGUGCCUCUGGCCUUGCUCUCUCUGCUGACUGGGUUCUCUCUCAAGGAGGCGGAGUCUUGUCUGGAGCUGCAGCCAAUCAUACGGGACGCCGUAGGAGCCGCCAUGUCCAAGACACUCGUUUAGUUACAUAGCUCAUAAAAGUGAUUUUUUUACGCUUACAGUUUGUCAUCUUAACUUGCCAGAUAGAAGCCUCCCCACCACUAGUUGGCGUAGUGAACCCUGUAAGACCCGAACAAGGACAGAAGUGUAUAUUAAUAUAUUAAUUAUACGUAUAUCAAUUCAGUGAACAUCACCCACUUACCCUGCCAUACAGAGUUAGCUGGAAAAGCUAACAUGCUAACUUUGGCAAAAUUAGCUAAAAGGUUAACAUGCGAGCCUGAAACUGUUAAAAGUUAACAUGCGGGAAAUAUCAAUUUUUUUUACUGUAAAAUGAGCUAAAAAGCUAGCAUGCUAACGUUACCCUGCUAGUAGUUAGCAUGUGUGAAGUAGCAAUAAUAUUUGAUUCCUAGUUGUGUACAUGUAAAUCUUGCGAAAAUGCUAGUAUGCUAACAUGGCAACAGGCAACAAAAUAUUCGACUCUUGAUUGAUUGAUUGAAACUUUUAUUAGUAGAUUGCACAGUACAGUACAUAUUCCGUACAAUUGACCACAAAAUGGUAACACCCGGAUAAAUUUUUCAACUUGUUUAAGUCGGGGUCCACGUUAAUCAAUUCAUGGUACAAAUAUGAGGUGUAUACCAGCAAACAUGUGUGAAAAAGCCAAUAUUUACUAAUAUUAGCAUGCUAGCAUGAGAACAUUAGCAUGCUAUAGUAGUUGACUAACGUUAUCAAGGAGCAUUUUGACUUGGAACAGUUCAAUCGUUUGACAAACGUGAAAGUCAAAACACAUUUAAGUAGAAAAUUAGUGUUAUGGAAGUGACAAAAUAUUUGACUCUGAGGUGUAUACCUGCAAAAUUAGCUAAAAAGCUAACAUGCUAGUCUUAGCAUGUUAAAAGUCAACAUGCUAGUGGUAAU
Messenger RNA from Entelurus aequoreus (snake pipefish), 2829 nucleotides. It is a transcript of the gene gckr, whose product is annotated as glucokinase (hexokinase 4) regulator. NCBI's taxonomy places the organism in Eukaryota, Metazoa, Chordata, Actinopteri, Syngnathiformes, Syngnathidae. The transcript has 21 exons. Gene Ontology annotation, cellular component: mitochondrion; cytosol; nucleoplasm. The record is from RefSeq and is a predicted model, not a curated record. Gene Ontology annotation, biological process: response to fructose; carbohydrate derivative metabolic process; glucose homeostasis. The coding region runs from base 1 to 1941 and encodes 646 amino acids. Gene Ontology annotation, molecular function: carbohydrate binding; enzyme inhibitor activity; enzyme binding.